Molecule: messenger RNA, 1997 nt
Organism: Myotis davidii
Lineage: Eukaryota; Metazoa; Chordata; Mammalia; Chiroptera; Vespertilionidae
Gene: SLC35F6
Product: solute carrier family 35 member F6
Exons: 5
Coding region: 620-1576 (318 amino acids)
Biological process (GO): transmembrane transport
Cellular component (GO): intracellular membrane-bounded organelle; membrane
Molecular function (GO): transmembrane transporter activity
Source: RefSeq, a predicted model, not a curated record
UAAUCUGGUGAAUCCUAAAGUAAUGUUUUAAAACGUGCAAAUAAAAGACUGAGGAUCACAGAAAAAGCCAAUUGUGCUGACAUGAAGUUAUCAGAACAUUAAAAGGGCAAGUUCAUGAAUAGUAAUGUGUCUAUAUGCUUCUUAACACAUAAAAUUGUAAACAGUGGGCCUAGUUACUAUAAAUUUGGAGCAGUGAUGAGUGUGAUGAUACUUCCCAGCAUCCGCAAUGACCUCGUGGGAUCGUGAGAAUAGCUGUGGUUUCUGUGACAAAGCCCCAGUGCUACAAUGCCGUGUUCAGAAUUUGAGGAAAAGCUUAAUUUCAGUAAGAGGUUCAUGACAUUUCAGCAAAAGGUUCUCAAGUCCCCACAUUCUGUCCACAUCCCCAGAUGAAAACUCCUUGCGCGGAGACUGGCCCCUUUGAGAGGGAGCCCCACUCUGGGCCCAGUCCCCCAAGUAUGGCCUUUGGCCUUGGGAGGAGUGAGCUUGUCCGCAGGCACCCGCGGCACUACAGGGUUUAACCUUCUCUCUCUGCUGCAGGUGGGCUGACAACUUCGCGGCCCAGGGCUGCGGAGGAAGCAAGGAGCACAGCUUCCAGCACCCUUUCCUCCAGGCGGUGGGCAUGUUCCUGGGGGAGUUCUCCUGCCUGGCUGCCUUCUACCUGCUCCGGUGCAGAGCCGCGAGGUACUCAGAUGCCAGCAUGGAUCCCCAGCAGCCCUUCAACCCCCUUCUUUUCCUGGCCCCAGCCCUUUGCGACAUGACCGGGACCAGCAUCAUGUAUGUGGCCCUGAACAUGACCAGCGCCUCCAGUUUCCAGAUGCUGCGGGGAGCAGUGAUCAUAUUCACAGGCCUGUUCUCAGUGGCCUUCCUGGGGCGGAGGCUGGUGCUGAGCCAGUGGCUGGGUAUCCUCGCCACCAUCGCGGGGCUGGUGGUCGUGGGCCUGGCCGACCUCCUGAGCAAGCACGACGAUCAGCACAAGCUCAGCGAAGUGAUCACAGGGGACCUGCUGAUCAUCAUGGCCCAGAUCAUCGUCUCCAUCCAGAUGGUGCUCGAGGAGAAGUUCGUCUACAAACACAACGUGCACCCUCUGCGGGCAGUUGGCACGGAGGGCCUCUUUGGCUUCGUGAUCCUGUCCCUGCUGCUGGUGCCCAUGUACUACAUCCCUGCCGGCUCCUUUAGCGGAAACCCGCGAGGGAUGCUGGAGGACGCCCUGGACGCCUUCUGCCAGGUGGGCCGGCAGCCGCUCAUCGCCCUGGCGCUGCUGGGCAACAUCAGCAGCAUCGCCUUCUUCAACUUUGCGGGCAUCAGCGUCACCAAGGAGAUGAGUGCCACCACCCGCAUGGUGCUGGACAGCCUGCGGACCGUCGUCAUCUGGGCAGUGAGCCUGGCGCUGGGCUGGGAGGCCUUCCACCCGCUGCAGAUCCUCGGCUUCCUCAUCCUCCUGAUGGGCACUGCCCUCUACAACGGGCUGCACCGCCCGCUGCUGGCCCGCCUGGCCCGCGGCCAGUCCCCAGCAGAGGAGGGCGAGCGGGAGCGCCUGCUGGAUCCCUCUCGGACUCUCAUCAACGAUGCCAGCUGAGCUCCUGCGGGCCUGCUGCCACCUGGAUGCACCUUGUUCACCCUGCGGCUGAGGCCGCACAGGCUUGUGAGCCUCAAGCUCCCUGUCCCCAAGGCCUCGCCCUGUCCCUCCCCACAGGCCCCCAGGACAGGCCCCCAGGCCACAGAAGACGACAGGACACCCAGGUCCUCCUUUGUCACCACGUCCUCCAGGCCUGAAUGCAGUGACCACACCAAGCUCACCCAGGCCCCCUGAGCAGCACUGACACGAAACCACGCAGUGGAAUUGCAGGACUAACACCCCAAGGGUUUUCUCAUCGAGCUAAAUUACUCUCCAGAGAAGAGAGGUCAGGGAGCAAAUUCAAAGCAGAACAAAGUGCCCCGUUUUUUUGUUGUUGUUUUUUGUUUUUGUUUUUUAAAUUAAAUCUUUAUUGUUCAGAUUA